GCACAAGGUGUUGUGGCAAUGAUGUAUCCCUUCCUAACAGCAGUUUUCUCCCGACUAUCGGGGCCUCAGCAGACUGUGCUGGUUGUAGUGAUGCCCGCCUUUAAGUACGUGACGAAACACGUGAUCGCUAACGCAGCGGUGGGACUUCACGAACACGUCGGCCCGAUUGUGGUCUUCUCGGUAGAUGUCUUCAGUGUGUUUUACGUCGCCAUGUGCAUGCAAAUAUCCAAGACGAUGGCAACGACACUCCUGAUUAUUGCAUUCGAUAGCUUCCAUGUUGUUGCUGCUCUCCGUGAUAUUCUUCGCCAGGCCACCGCCAUCCAAACACGUCAAGAGGGGAAAACGAGUGACAUUAAUUAUCUGGAAGAACUAACAGCCAUGGCGCAGACACUUUUCGAAGGUGGCAAUGCAUCACGGCCUGUUAAAGCUAUUCGGAUACUCGCUCCACGCCCCCUAUAUCUCUCGGAUGAAAGUUCUACUUUCCUUAAUAAAAAGAAGCAGACAACAUAUCCAAACUUGGAGUAA
Molecule: messenger RNA, 525 nt
Organism: Phytophthora sojae
Lineage: Eukaryota; Oomycota; Peronosporomycetes; Peronosporales; Peronosporaceae
Exons: 1
Source: RefSeq, a predicted model, not a curated record